This is a messenger RNA of Gamsiella multidivaricata, 2211 nucleotides long. Its product is annotated as YLL034Cp-like protein. The transcript has 4 exons. The coding region runs from base 1 to 2211 and encodes 736 amino acids. Gene Ontology annotation, cellular component: nucleus. The record is from RefSeq and is a predicted model, not a curated record. NCBI's taxonomy places the organism in Eukaryota, Fungi, Mortierellomycota, Mortierellomycetes, Mortierellales, Mortierellaceae. Gene Ontology annotation, molecular function: ATP binding; RNA binding; preribosome binding. Gene Ontology annotation, biological process: ribosome biogenesis.
AUGCAUGCUGAAGGAUCGAGUAGCAAACGGCACAGGGCUUCAGGCAGUGCAGAAGGUCGUGGAGGAGCAGAGCAUGCGCCACCGAAAGUGCGGUUGGAGGACUUGGGAGGGGUGGAUCACUUUAUUGAAAAGGUCAAGGAGUACGUCAUGAUGCCUCUCGCCCAUCCAGAGGUUUACGCACAUAUGGGAGUGAAGCCUCCAAGGGGAAUCUUGCUUCACGGCCCCCCUGGAACAGGAAAGACCAUGAUGGCGAACGCAAUUGCAGGCAGCCUGGGUGUACCGUUCAUCACUAUUUCUGCGCCCUCAGUCGUCUCGGGAAUGUCUGGAGAGUCCGAGAAGAAGAUCCGCGAGGUAUUCGAAGAAGCCAAGGAGCUGGCACCUUGUCUGAUGUUCAUUGACGAGAUUGAUGCCAUCACACCCAAGCGAGAGACAGCACAGAGGGAAAUGGAGAGGCGUAUCGUUGCACAGCUUCUUACAUGCAUGGACGAUCUGAAUCUGGAAAACACUAAUGGCAAGCCGGUCAUGAUUAUUGGUGCCACCAAUCGACCCGACUCACUGGAUCCUGCCCUGAGGCGAGCAGGCCGUUUUGAUCUGGAGAUUAAUAUCGGUGUCCCAGAUCAGGAUUCUCGCGAGCAGAUCCUUCGAGUCAUGUCCUCAAAACUGAAGCUCGCUGGUGAUUUUGAUUUCAAGGAGCUGGCAAAAUUGACGCCAGGAUAUGUCGGAGCAGAUCUGAAUGCAUUAACUGCAGCAGCAGGUGUGGUUGCGCUCAAGCGCAUUUUCCAGGAAAUCGGCAACAUUGAUAAGAUCAGUGAGGUCGAGGUAUUGGAGAGCGUAACGGACGACCUGGAAAUGAUGGAUAUGGAUCAGCAAAUAACAAAAACUCCCAGCAAGGAGAUACAGAUCGAUCUCAUUGAGCAACAGACUGCCUCACAGACAGAAGUGACAGCUAAUCUCGCAGUGUCAACAGCAACCGUGACGACAACCACCAACAUUACAACAUCAUCUUUAAGCUCAAAAACCACUCAUCAGAAUCAUAAGCCCGUCCACUCUAUUAGCGCCUUCUUACAAUCUCACCCCGAUCCACUUACGCCAGAACAACUUGAGCCCCUGGUUAUCAUCAACGACGAUUUUUUGAUCGCUCUGACCAAGGUGCAGCCUUCUGCUAAACGUGAGGGCUUUGCGACUGUCCCGGACGUCUCAUGGGAUAAGAUCGGAGCGUUGCAGUACGUUCGUGACGAACUGCGCAUGGCGGUGGUCGAGCCUAUCAAAUACCCAGCUUUAUUUGCAUCGGUUGGUAUUCAAACUCCUGCCGGUGUCCUGUUGUGGGGUCCUCCUGGGUGCGGAAAGACUCUGCUGGCCAAGGCCGUCGCGAGUGAGAGCAGGACCAACUUUAUCUCUGUCAAGGGACCCGAGCUGCUGAACAAGUAUGUCGGUGAAAGUGAGAGGGGCAUCCGUCAAGUUUUUGCGCGAGCGCGCGCAUCUGCUCCAUGUGUCAUCUUUUUCGAUGAAUUGGACGCGCUUUGCUCAAAGCGUGAUGAUUCUCAGUCAGAAGCAUCAGCCCGAGUUGUCAACACGCUGUUAACGGAGCUGGAUGGCAUGGAGAACCGAUCGGCUGUAUAUGUGAUCGCGGCGACGAACCGUCCCGAUAUUAUCGAUCCAGCCAUGCUCCGACCUGGCCGUCUCGAUAAGCUGCUCUAUGUACAACUGCCCACGAUGGAAGAACGCCUCGACAUCUUGCAGACACUUUCGAGAAAGACGCCUCUUGCCCCCGAUGUUAAACUGGAUAUGGUUGCCUCGGAUGAGCGGUGCGAAAACUUUUCUGGUGCGGAUCUCGCAUCACUGGUGCGUGAGGCUGGUAUGUCUGCGCUGCGGAGCACACUCAUGAAGCUGAAUGAGAUGGGUAAGGCUGGCGAGAAGCUGGAUGAUAAUCGGGGAGCACAGGCAAGGCAGGGCUUGAUCGGAGAAGGCGGACCCUCGGAUGACCUACUAUCGACACCGAUCACGGUGUCUUGGCACGAUUUUGAUACUGCGUUCACGAAAGUCUCGCCUAGUGUAUCACCUCAGGACAAGAUGAAGUACGACAAACUACAUGUUAAAUUUGGAGGAGGGUCCGCGAAAGCCAAGAAACUGAAGCAGAAGCAAUUGGAGACAGUAAAGGUCGAUGAGAGUGCCAGAGCAUCCAAGGCAGAGGACUCUGAUUCAUCACUCUAA